CAUUUCCUCGCACGGUCAAAUCAUUGCAUAAAAUCGGACAAAGUGUGACGCAACCCAUAAAAUAACGGACGAAGUUCUGUCCGCGUUAUCGUCCGUGCAAAACGGUCAAGACCGUGUGAGAGAGCAGUAAAAUGAAGUUAGUUCCCUUUUUUUGGAUCGAUUGUCCAGUCUCAAAUUUAUUCGUAAUUGGAUAACCAAGACUAUUUGAACUCGGUGAGAUGUCCACACAUGCGCAAUGAUCACGACUACAAUUUGAGCUGCAAGCACGUGGUUGCAAGUGGAUAAAAUAAAGCUGCAAUCUCACAAGCUUUUUUCAUUAUCAGAGACACUAAGAUGCCUAAAAGGAAAGACUCCUCAACCUUUGUUUGGGCUCCAUUACCAGGGGCAAUUAUGUGGCCUGUUUUACUAGUAAAUGAACAGGAGCCUAAAAAGAAAAGUUCUACUUCUUCUGUUUUUUGUAACUGCGAUCAAACGGAAAUAUCUCAAGAAAAAGAAGAAGUAUGACACUCUUAACUGUUUCUUAUCAGAUAUAAAAUGGAUUGAAGAGAUGAUUAACCAGUCAUCCCCAGUGAAAAAAAGGUUGCAGGAUGAAGGAUCAUUCACUGCUCAACACGAUUCACCACCACCUACAACUCUCCCAGGAGCAACGCCACCUGCUGCACCUCCAUCCAUAACUCAACCAGAUUUAUCACAAACCACUACUGGACCAGUAUUAUUGCCACCUACAGCUCAGCCAGAUUUGACACCACCCACAAUUCAACCAGUUUUACCACAACCCACAACUCGACCAGAUUUACCAUCACCCUCAACACAACAAGUUUUACCACAACCCACAACACAACAAGUUUUACCACCACCCACAACUCAACCCGAUUCACCACCACCCUCAACUCAUCCCUAUUCACCACCACCCUCAACUCAACCAGAUUCAUCACUACCCUCAACUCAACACGAUUCACCACCACCCUCAACUCAACCAGAUUCACCACCACCCUCAACUCAACCAGAUUCACCACCACCCUCAACUCAACCAGAUUCAUCACUACCCUCAACUCAACCAGAUUCACCACCCCCCUCAACUCAACACGAUUCACCACCACCCUCAACUCAACCAGAUUCACCACCACCCUCAACUCAACCAGAUUCAUCACUAUCCUCAACUCAACCCGAUUCACCACCACCCUCAACUCAACCAGAUUCACCACCACCCUCAACUCAACCAGAUUCACCACCACCUAUUAUGACACGACCAGAUUCACCACCACCCUCAACUCAACCAGAUUCACCACUACCCUCAACUCAACCAGAUUCACCACCACCCUCAACUCAACCAGAUUCAACUGCAAAUGCUAUAAGUGAGGAUAACCUUGAAAAACCAAGCAAUGCCCGUAAGCUUGGAUUUGACAUUAAAAAACUAAUAAAUGGUAAGAUUGGAAUAUCGAUCAUGACUAAUGAUGAACCUAGCAGAAAGGAAGCAGAAGAUUUAUUAAAAACCAUGGAAAUUUUUUGGGGGACUAGGGUAGCAAAAUUGUCAAAUGUGAUAUUAGAGCAGAGAAAAUAUGAAAAACACAAGCAACUUCCAAAUCCAGAUGAUAUUGAAGAAUUGAAUAAAAGUCUUGAAUGUUCUUUAAAAGGUUUAGAUUUAACGACAACUACACUUGAAAAUUUUACCAAUGUUGUUGAAGUGGUUGAAGCAAAGUUAGUUAUAUACAACAGAAGAAGAGUUGGUGAACUAGAGGCCAUAAGACUUGCAGAUUAUGAAAAUAGGAAAAAGGGUGAAGCACCACAUCAUUUGGUGGGUCAACUAUCAGAGUUUGAGAGGAAACUUUUAACGGAACAAGAAGUUAUGACAGUGAGGGGAAAGACUGGUCGAGGAGUUCCUGUAAUUUUACCUGCCAUCACAAAAGCACCUUUAAGUUAUUUAACUGACAGCUCUGUUAGAAGUGCUUGUGGAAUAAGUUCCAAGAAUGUUUAUGUCUUUGCUGGGAAAGGUGAGGGGGUUAUAAGAGCAUACAAUUCAGUUUUAAAGGCUUGUUCUAGAGCACCGUUGAAAUCUCCACAGCUGAUAACAAGCACCAAUUUAAGAAAAUACAUGGCCACAGUAACCCAGGUAUUUGACCUUAAGCCGAAUGAAAUGAAUUGGGUUUUAGACCAUUUAGGACAUAGCAUGGAUGUACAUAAGAUUCACUACAGAGCUUCAAGUGAAAUACUUGAGAAGACACAGAUAGCCAAGUUAUUAUUGUUACAAGACAGUAAUCAGAUAGGAAAAUAUAAAAACAUGUCUUUGAAAGACAUUCAGAUUGAAGAUUUGGUUAUGGAUGAUCAGGUUCAAAGCCCAGUCACAGAAGACUUUGAUAAACAGGUGUUUGAAGAGUCGCAAAUGGACAGUGACUGUGAGGAAAUAAAAGAUAAACGAAAGCCUGCAGUUUCAAUCAAGGUUAAGUGGACUCCUGAAGAAGACGAAGAGAUAAAGCAGCUGUUUAAGAAGUGUAUAUUAAAGAAAAAAAGACCGUCUCCGAAAGAUUGUCAGAAGGCUUUAGAAAGAAGCAAAUUAAAUGGUGGAGUCUUAUGGAAGAGGAAAAAAGAUGUUUUAAAAAAGAAAAUGUUCAGGCUAAUUGAUAAGUUGAACAAAAAUUGAUUCAAAUGACCUAUCCUAAUCUGUUUGUUGUAUUGUCUUGCACUAACCUAAGGCCUGUUGUCAAAAUGAUCUAAAUUUUAAAUUGGAGUACUGAUUUCCUUUUCUUUUCCAAAUGGGCAGUAUUUCACUUUGGUAUUGUUUUAAGGGUAUAAGCUAAUAAUAUUAGCUCCAAAGCUUAUUUUUUGUUAUACAAUAUAUAUAUAUGAAUAUAGAUAUGGGUUUUCAGACUCAAUUUAGAAUUGUUUUUUUAUUUUCUUGUAAAUCCAUCGGUCAGACUCUGACAGUCAGAGGUUUCAGUUUUUUUUAAUCAUGAAUAAAAGUAAUAAAAAUACUUUUAAUAUGUACAUGUAUGUUGCUUUAAACUGAAGAAUAUGGCAAUACAUUUAUAUUGAAGAUUGCUUUUAUUUUUUAACUGUGCUGCCCUUUCAGAGAGUCCUUUAAUUUAUGAGAUUUGAGGUGCAUCAGAUAUUGUCCGAAGUCUUACCCUAUUGUCGGACAUUAAGGCUCUGUAUUUCGAAUACAUGAUUUCAAAAGCUUUGAUGUGAAAAUCUUGUAGAGAAGGGGGAGAUAAUAUCUUAUUGGCUUGUCCUAAGCUGCGCUCAUCAAAGUAAUGGGAUUUAAGAGUUGCAGCGCAUAUGUCUGCCAAAUAUUGGGUCUUGUUCUGGGCUGCAGUCCAUCAUAGUCGGACACCUGGGCUCAUUAUUUCAGAUGAAGGAUUUCAAGGACUCGAUUUCAAAACUCUUGUGGAGAAGGGGGAGAUAAUUUGUCUGUGGGGGUGGGUUGCAGCUCAUUUCAACGUAUAUCUUAUUGGCUUGUCCUAAGCAAAGGCGUUUUAUAGCUGAGGCGCUGGAGGCGCCAGCCUCCUCGCGAAAAAAAUCAAAGAAAUUGGAAAAGUAAAACGGGAGAAAAAUGCUAAAACCGAUGAGAAAAAUGAAAAUGUACCCUAGUUAGGGGGCCCCUAAAGGCAGGCAAAAGGCCCCCACGUCUAACAAAAGGGCCCCUCUGGCCAAGGGAAAGUGCCCCGAGUCCUAGUCUAUCGUUUUCUAUACAAUGUUACUGUCGCGUCCAUUACUGAAUGCGAAUGCAGUCAUUGCAUUGAUAUAAAAAUCAUCAACCAAGACGCCCCCACCCCCGCGAAAAGGCCCCUCAAAAUAGUAUAGCCUCCACCAUGAUAAACCUUAAAACGCCCCUGGUCCUAAGCUGCGCUCAUCAAAGUAAUGGGAUUUAAGAGUUGCAGCGCAUAUGUCCGCCAAAUAUUGGGUCUUGUUCUGGGCAGCAGUCCAUCAUAGUCGGACACCUAGGCUCAUUAUUUCGGAUAAAGGAUUUCAAGGACUCGAUUUCAAAAAUCUUGUGGAGAAGGGGGAGAUAAUUUGUAAGGGGAGUGGGUUGCAGCUCAUUUCAACGUAUAUCUUAUUGGCUUGUCCUAAGCUGCGCUCAUCAAAGUAAUGGGAUUUAAGAGUUGCAGCGCAUAUGUCUGCUAAAUAUUGGGUCUUGUUCUGGGCUGCAGUCCAUCAUAGUCGGACACCUGGGCUCAUUAUUUCAGAUGAAGGAUUUCAAGGACUCGAUUUCAAAACUCUUGUGGAGAAGGGGGAGAUAAUUUGUCUGUGGGGGUGGGUUGCAGCUCAUUUCAACGUAUAUCUUAUUGGCUUGUCCUAAGCAAAGGCGUUUUAUAGCUGAGGCGCUGGAGGCGCCAGCCUCCUCGCGAAAAAAAUCAAAGAAAUUGGAAAAGUAAAACGGGAGAAAAAUGCUAAAACCGAUGAGAAAAAUGAAAAUGUACCCUAGUUAGAGGGCCCCUAAAGGCAGGCAAAAGGCCCCCACGUCUAACAAAAGGGCCCCUCUGGCCAAGGGAAAGUGCCCCGAGUCCUAGUCUAUCGUUUUCUAUACAAUGUUACUGUCGCGUCCAUUACUGAAUGCGAAUGCAGUCAUUGCAUUGAUAUAAAAAUCAUCAACCAAGACGCCCCCGCGAAAAGGCCCCUCAAAAUAGUAUAGCCUCCACCAUGAUAAACCUUAAAACGCCCCUGGUCCUAAGCUGCGCUCAUCAAAGUAAUGGGAUUUAAGAGUUGCAGCGCAUAUGUCUGCCAAAUAUUGGGUCUUGUUCUGGGCUGCAGUCCAUCAUAGUCGGACACCUAGGCUCAUUAUUUCGGAUGAAGGAUUUCAAGGACUCGAUUUCAAAAAUCUUGUGGAGAAGGGGGAGAUAAUUUGUCUGUGGGAGUGGGUUGCAGCUCAUUUCAACGUAUAUCUUAUUGGCCACUCGGCAAACCUCGUAAGAUUUCGGAAUCUAAACUCGGCUGUAUGAUGAAUUCCGCCAUAUUGGAACUACUUUAAAGGUACCGGAUGAAACAUGGCUGCGCCCAUUCCAAACACAAGUUGGCGACCUAUUUGGCUAGCGACCUAUUCGACCGAUCCAACUGUAAGAUAAUGACGAAAUUACACUUCUAUUCUGAGCUGAAGGAAUGGAUAAAAAAUAAUAUAUUCUACUUUCAUUUGAUAGACAUAACGUUGGAUUUUAUUGAUUGAUAAAUAGAGACUGUUGUCUUUACUCGAAAUAGGUUUCCAACGAACAGGUUGCAGCUCGAUCGGUCGAAUAGGUCGCUAGCCGAAUAGGUUCCCAAUUUGUGUAAUAGCGUCAAGUUUUCCUGUUAAAGUAAACCGGUAGCCGCAUCGCAAAUGUAUGGGCGUAGGUACAUAUCACUUACUGUCAUACAUCCGAGACUAGAUGUAGUUUACGUAGUUUACGGAAUCUGUCGAGAUUAGCCGAGUG
Messenger RNA from Patella vulgata (common limpet), 5399 nucleotides. Its product is annotated as formin-2-like. The transcript is spliced from 12 exons. The record is from RefSeq and is a predicted model, not a curated record. NCBI's taxonomy places the organism in Eukaryota, Metazoa, Mollusca, Gastropoda, Patellidae. Bases 413 to 2638 code for a protein of 741 amino acids.